Messenger RNA from Conger conger (European conger), 1883 nucleotides. Its product is annotated as actin, cytoplasmic 1. Bases 165 to 1292 code for a protein of 375 amino acids. Lineage: Eukaryota; Metazoa; Chordata; Actinopteri; Anguilliformes; Congridae. The transcript is spliced from 6 exons. The record is from RefSeq and is a predicted model, not a curated record.
AGUUUACCUUUUAUGGCUCGAGCCGGGUGUCUGACUGAGGAUAAAAUAGUGCACCCAAUAUCUACUGAUUCACUUUGAGCUCCUCCACACGCAGCUAGUGCGGGAAAACUACAACCUCUAACAGUUUCUCUUAAGCCGCUAAAACCCCCCACCCAAGUUAAGCCAUGGACGAUGAAAUUGCCGCACUGGUUGUUGAUAACGGAUCCGGUAUGUGCAAAGCCGGAUUCGCUGGAGAUGAUGCUCCCCGCGCUGUCUUCCCAUCCAUCGUGGGUCGCCCCAGACAUCAGGGUGUGAUGGUUGGCAUGGGACAGAAGGACAGCUACGUUGGUGACGAGGCUCAGAGCAAGAGGGGUAUCCUGACCCUGAAGUACCCCAUCGAGCACGGCAUCGUCACCAACUGGGACGACAUGGAGAAGAUCUGGCACCACACCUUCUACAAUGAGCUGCGUGUGGCCCCCGAGGAGCACCCAGUCCUGCUCACAGAGGCCCCCCUGAACCCCAAAGCCAACAGGGAAAAGAUGACCCAGAUCAUGUUCGAGACCUUCAACACCCCAGCCAUGUACGUGGCCAUCCAGGCCGUGCUGUCCCUGUACGCCUCCGGUCGUACCACCGGCAUCGUGAUGGACUCCGGCGAUGGCGUGACCCACACUGUGCCCAUCUAUGAAGGCUACGCCCUGCCCCACGCCAUCCUCCGUCUGGACUUGGCCGGCCGUGACCUGACCGACUACCUCAUGAAGAUCCUGACCGAGAGGGGCUACAGCUUCACCACCACGGCCGAGAGGGAAAUCGUGCGUGACAUCAAGGAGAAGCUGUGCUACGUGGCCCUGGACUUCGAGCAGGAAAUGGGCACCGCCGCCUCCUCCUCCUCCCUGGAGAAGAGCUACGAGCUGCCCGACGGGCAGGUCAUCACCAUCGGCAACGAGAGGUUCCGUUGCCCCGAGGCCCUCUUCCAGCCCUCUUUCCUGGGUAUGGAGUCCUGUGGCAUCCACGAGACCACCUUCAACUCCAUCAUGAAGUGCGACGUCGACAUCCGUAAGGACCUGUACGCCAACACAGUCCUGUCCGGAGGCACCACCAUGUACCCCGGCAUCGCCGACAGAAUGCAGAAAGAGAUCACAUCCCUGGCCCCCAGCACAAUGAAAAUCAAGAUCAUCGCCCCACCUGAGCGCAAAUACUCCGUCUGGAUCGGAGGCUCCAUCCUGGCCUCCCUGUCCACCUUCCAGCAGAUGUGGAUCAGCAAGCAGGAGUACGAUGAGUCCGGCCCUUCCAUCGUCCACCGCAAAUGCUUCUAAACAGACUGUUACCACUUCACACACCGACUCAAACUGCGCAGAGAACCAGAAACGACAACAUUGGCAUGGCUUUCUUUAUUUUUGGCGCUUGACUCAGGAUCUAAAAACUGGAACGGUGAAGGUGACGGCAAUGUUUUUUGGCAAAUAAGCAUCCCCGAAGUUCUACAAUGCAUCUGAGGACUUUAAAAUGUACUACUUUUUGUUUUGUUUUUUUCUUUUUAGUCAUUCCAAAUGUUAAAUGUUAAAUGCAUUGUUCAGAAACUUAUUUGCCUCUAUGAAGGCUGCCCAGUGUUUGGGAGCAGAUACUUAAACUUCGUUGUAGUAUUGCUUAUGUAAAUUAUGUAACCGAAACGAUGUCUGGGUUUUUGUACUUUCAGCCUUAAAUUCUUGGUCCUGUAUUUUUUUUUUUUUUUUUUUUCUUUUGUUAUGCAAAACCGCUUUACCUUUAUACAAAAACAUAAAGGUUUACGUCCCCCUGGGCAUAUGUAAAAGCCGUAUGGAAAGUGGCGGUGCCAGACGUGAUGGUGGAGCCAAUCUGUACACUGACUAAUUCAAAUCCAAUAAAGUGCACAUGUGAAAGACCAUGCUAAA